Molecule: messenger RNA, 6213 nt
Organism: Penicillium riverlandense
Lineage: Eukaryota; Fungi; Ascomycota; Eurotiomycetes; Eurotiales; Aspergillaceae
Product: type I polyketide synthase
Exons: 6
Coding region: 1-6213 (2070 amino acids)
Biological process (GO): secondary metabolite biosynthetic process; fatty acid biosynthetic process
Molecular function (GO): fatty acid synthase activity; 3-oxoacyl-[acyl-carrier-protein] synthase activity; phosphopantetheine binding
Source: RefSeq, a predicted model, not a curated record
AUGACUCUGAAGGUAACAGAUCACGUGGACCACCUUUUACUUUAUGGGGACCAAACAGUGGAAAAGUUGCCUGCUAUCCGGCUGCUCGUGGAAUACUCGCGGACGUCUGUGGUCAUCCGGCGCUUUCUCCGUGAUGCCUGCGACGCGGUUCAGAUCGAGACGACCAGGUUGCGCCCCGAAGAACGCACCAAUAUCAAAGAGUUUGACUGUCUUCUCCGCUUGGCCGAUGACAAUGCUAGGUCCGACAGCCCGAGUGAGAUCGUGGCGACGGUCUUGAUGAACGUGGCUCGCUUAGGAGAACUGAUUCUAUAUGCGGAAGAAGACCCUAGCAUCCUGGGUUCCAUGGCAAAUCCGAUUCAUGUCCUGGGAUUUUGUACAGGGGAGAUUCCUGCAGCCGUCGCAGUAGCAGCACACAACACCACCGAGCUGUACCAGCUCUCCGUUGAAGCCGUCCACAUCAUCUUUCGCUUCGCGCGUGAUUGCUGGCGCCGGACUGUGCUUGCUGACCAGACAAUUGGUAACUGGGCGACAACACUCGUUGGUGUGACCCCCGGCGAGAUUCAGCCUCUUCUGAACGAGUUCCAUCGCAGCCAAAGCAUUCCCGAUGCGCGACAGGUCAAUAUUGGAUUUGCGUCGCAGGGGUGGCUGACCCUCUUCGGGCCACCGACGACCAUGCCGCAAUUGUUUACUUGGUCGAAAGAACUGGACCAAGUAUGCAGAGUCAAGACGGAUGCCGGAGGGGCAGUCCAUAUGCCAAACCUGCCGGAGCUCGACCUUGAUGUGAUUCUGGGAUCAUCGCCUUUGUUGGACACCCCGAUCACCAGCAAAGCGAGUUUCUUGUCGCCAUAUACCUGUCAACCCCGUGCCGCCUCAACUUUGGGCGAGUUAAUUCGCAGUCUCAUCCCGGAGGUUACUCAGAAGAUGCUGCGAUUGAGCGAUACAAUCGAGGAAACCCUUAGGCCUUUGGGCCGUCGGCCGGUGCGAGUGACCUCUGUCGGAUAUACGCCCCAUCUCGUAUCUGUCCAGAAAACCCUGCAGGCCAAACGCAUUCCUUUUACGGUCGCAGAGCACACCAAUCAAUCGUCGCAGCCAAUAACCUCACAACGCGGUGGCUCGAAUCUGAUUGCUAUCGUCGGCAUGGCCGGUCGGCUCCCGGGCAGCGAAAGCGUUGAAGAGUAUUGGCAAUCACUCCUGGAUCAAAAGAGAUUCAUCAGAGAGAUCCCCAGAGAGAGAUUUGAUUUGGACAAAUGGUACGGUGCGAGUGGAAAGGAGAAAAACGCAAUUCUGAACCGCACCGGAGCCUUCUUGGACCGGCCUGGAUACUUUGAUAACCGUCUUUUCAACAUGUCCCCCCGCGAGGCACUCCAGACCGAUCCUCUCCACCGACUACUCCUCACAGUCAGCUACGAAGCGCUAGAGAAUGCUGGAUACUCGCCCGAUGGCACGUUGGCCACAAGCAGCGAGCGCAUCGGCACAUUCUAUGGACAAGCUUCGGACGAUUGGCGUGAUAUUCUCUUCACCCAAGGCAUCGACAUCUACUACACAUCUGGUGCCUGCCGUGCCUUUGCUCCCGGCCGUGUUAAUUACCAUUUCAAGUGGGGAGGACCCUCGUACAGUGUCGACAACGCGUGCGCCUCCAGCAUCAGCACAGUAUCCCUGGCUUGCUCUGCUCUCAUCAGCCGCGAGUGUGACACGGCGCUCGCUGGAGGUGGCUCAAUCUUGGAUUCGCCCGCUCCUUUUUCAGGUUUGAGCCGUGGUGGUUUCCUGUCUCUCAAUGCGGGAUGCGAGACCUUCCACGACGAUGCUGACGGCUACGUACGCGGCGAAGGUGUAGGAGUCGUCGUUCUCAAACGGCUCGAGGAUGCUCUCACCGAGAAUGACAAUAUUUUGGGGAUCAUCAAGGGCUCGGCAAGAAAUUACAACAAGGGGGCGUCAUCCAUCACCCACCCAUCGCAAGAAGGCCAGCAGCGUCUGUAUCACCAGAUCCUUCACCAGACGGCCACCGAUCCAGCUAGUAUAGCCUACGUGGAGAUGCAUGGCACCGGCACACAAGCGGGCGACUAUGUGGAGAUGUCGUCUGUCUUGUCCACCUUUGCCAACGACCGUUCCAAGGACAAUCCACUGGUCGUUGGGGCGGUCAAAGCGAAUAUUGGUCAUGGAGAAGCUGCAGCAGGUGUCUCUGCUCUUAUCAAGGUCUUAAUGAUGCUCCAGGAGAAAAAAAUUCCCCCGCAACCGGACAUGCCAUUUAAAAUUAAUCAUCGAUUCCCCGAUCUCGCCAAGAUGAAUGUCCAUAUCGCCGGUAGUGACAUGAAACUCCGUCCGAGCCCGACUGCUGAUGGAAAGCUGAGAGUAUUCCUGAAUAGCUUUGACGCCUCGGGCGGUAACUCUUGCUUACUUCUCGAAGAGGCUCCUGACAAACUGGUCAAACCGGAAGACCCUCGAACACGUCAUGUCAUAGCGUUCUCUGCACGAACCGCUAGUUCUCUGCACGCAAACAAGAAGCGCUGCCUGGAAUAUCUAAAGCGAUACCCAGACGCCCGCCUAGCAGACUUCGGGUACACGACCACCGCGCGUCGAAUGCAUGGCCCGUUGCGGUCCGCAUUCACCGCUGAGACUGUCGAAGAGCUUGUCGAUCUCCUCAAACGCGACAUAGCCAGUUCAGUUGCCCCGAGCAAGAAAGGGAAGGACGGUGGUGCCGGUGGUUCCAAUGUCGUCUACACUUUCACGGGACAAGGGUCUCAGUACGCAGGCAUGGCCCAACAGCUCUACAAGUAUAGUCACGCAUUCCGGAGCCGAAUCGAGUCCUUCCAGCGCAUCGUGGAAGCCCAGCACCUGCCAAACUUUGUCGAUUUGAUUGUCACUGACAAGCUUGACCUGGCCGGUGAGAGCCCAGUUCGUGUCCAACUGGCAGUGUGCGCUGUCGAGAUUGCCCUGGCUCAGCUGUGGACGGGCUGGGGCCUCCAUCCUACUAUGGUCAUGGGCCACAGCCUGGGCGAGUAUGCAGCACUCUGCUCCUCCGGUGUCCUGACUGUCAGUGACACCCUCUACCUUGUUGGAAGGCGGGCGACCAUGAUGGAGAAGUCGCUGAUUGCCAAUGAAUAUGCCAUGCUCGCCGUUGCCAAUGAAGCCAACGAAGUAGACAAGGUUCUGUCCGCUGGCUCCUAUGGCUCGUGUGUGAUCGCUUGCCUCAAUAGUUCCAAAAUCACCGUUGUUAGUGGCACAACUAGUGAGUUGGAAACCCUACAACAGACGAUGCGGGACCAAGGCACUCGAUCGACACUCCUGCAGGUGCCUUUCGGCUUCCAUUCCAAGCAGUUAGAUCCGAUUCUCGACCAGUACGAGGAAUGCGCCCAGGGUGUCAUUUUCUCUGCUCCAAAGAUCCCCAUUGCUUCCACCCUCCUCGGGGAGGUUGUCCAGGACGAGUUUAUAAUAUCUCCUGCAUACCUGCGGAGGCAGUCUCGGGAGCCCGUGAACUUUAUGGGGGCACUGCUCGCAGCCCAAGGUGUCGGCAUCGUGCGUGAUGACACCCUGUUCAUCGAGAUGGGACCCGACCCAAUCUGUUCAGGGCUUGUCCGCGCGACUUUGGGGGCGGCUGCCUCUUCACGGAUUUUGCCCACUCUUCGCAAAGGCGAAGACAACUGGACAACAACGACGACCACCCUGGCAGCCAUCUACCAGGCCGGAUUCCGUGUCAACUGGCCCGAAUACCACAAAGAAUACACAGACUGCCUGUCUUUGUUGCAGUUGCCCACGUACGCCUUCGACGAGAAAGACUACUGGACUCCUUACCCCGAUCCAGGACAGUUGGUGCAGACCAAAAUUGAACAGAAGGAUUCGCCUUCUGCUGUACCAGCGGUCGUGGGAUUCCCGACGACCACGCUGCAGCGUGUGACCCGAGAAAUCGCCGAUCAAUCCAAGGUAUCGGUCACAUUCGAGUCGCUCACCUCCGAAGCACAUCUAUUCGCCGCAAUCCAGGGCCACUCUGUCGUGGGGGUCAAGAUUUGUUCGAGCGCCGUCUUCGCCGACAUGGCUCUAUCCGCUGCCCGAUAUGCUUACGAACGUCUUCGGCCUGGCGAAUUGAAACAAUCACUGCUGACCAUCCGCUGUCUGGAUCUCCAUCGGGCUAUUGUCGUUAUGGACAAAGAUCCUGGACAGACAAUUGAGAUCAGAGUUGAGCUGAUCUCCGUCAGCAACGUCGCUCAGAUCUUCUUCCGCGUUCGUGACGCUGCAUCUGCAUAUGACGUCGGGACAUGCGAGAUCGCGUACGACGAGAACACGACUUUCAGAGAAAGUAUCUCGAGCACGCUCUUCCUUGUAUCCUCCCGGAUUGAGGCGCUCAAAGCAAACAACGCAGUAGGUGGAGGACACCGGCUGCUUCGACCCGUCAUCUACCAGCUGUUUUCCAACCUGGUCGAGUACGGAGAACACUACCAAGGAUUAGACGAGGUAUCCCUGGAUGCGAACUUGCGGGAUGGUUUUGGAGAGAUUAAGAUGCCCACCUUGCCGUCAGUCGGUCGUUAUUUGUACGACCCUUUUCUGCUCGAUGCGACGGUUCAUCUCGCUGGUUUCCUCGUCAACUGCGGCCUGAAGUAUUCCAACGAUAUUGCCUUUCUGUCCACGGGAUUUGACGCCUGGCGCCUGCUGAAGCCUCUAUCGCCUGAAGGCCGGUACAUCAGCUACGCCCAUAUGGAAGAAACCGCUGACAAAUCUGCGGUCGUGGGUGAUGUGUACGUAUUUGACGACGCCAAUGACCUCGUCUGCGCCCUCACCGGCGUGCGCUUCCAGAGGAUGAAAAAGACGGCCUUGUCGCGCAUUUUGAUGUCAGCGGCGCCAAUGGCCUCAAGAAAGACCGCAGGGACCCGUUUCGCACCUGAGCCCGUGGAAUUUACUGUGGAAUCUGUCCAGAAAAAGCGUUGGGUUGUAGAUGAAGACGUCAGUACAGGGCCUCCAUCCGAUUCAAGACCAUCUUCGGCUGGUCCAUCGACACUUGCAACACCUAGGGAUGCUUCUGUUUCUUCUUCCGUCACCGGCGUUGAUGAGCCCUCCAUUGUGGAUACUCUCCUCGCUGCCGUUGCCAAUGAGGCCGGCUGUGAGAUCUCCGAUUUCGAGCCCGACACGGCAUUUGCGGACCUUGGGGUGGAUUCUCUAAUGGCCAUCACCGUCAUAGCCUCGAUCCGCAACACUACCGGUGUCGAGCUUCCUGGUUCGUUCUUCCUGGACAACCCGACAGUUGCGGACGCUGCCAAGGCCAUUGGGGAAGAUACUGGAGAGACCAGUGCCGUCUCUAGUGCGCAGCCUACUAGCCUGGACUCCCCACCGACGGCCCUGAGCAAAAAUGAGGAGUCCGCUGCGGCCGAACCUCUUGAUUAUAAGAAGGUUCUGAAUAGACCUGAAUGCACGGACAUGGAGACGCCUUCAUCCAAACUGGUUACUAAUCCUCCUGCUUCGGUCAUCAUGCUGCAAGGCUCGAAGUCUUCCACCGAUAUACCGCUCUUUCUCCUUGCUGAUGGGACCGGAUCGGUCAGCACGUAUGUGCAACUGCUACCGCUGGCGGGUGGCCGUCGCGUGUACGGGCUGGAGUCGCCUUUUGCGCGUGAUUCAUCCUCCUUCGGUAGCUGCCGCGUGGAAGAGCUCGCGGACUCAUUUGCCACCGCCAUUCGUGCUGCCCAGCCCACCGGUCCCUAUAUACUGGGAGGCUUCUUAAUCGGCGCGAUUUAUGCAUUUGAGGUCAGCAAACGCCUGCUCGCCGCAGGCGAAACAGUCCUCGGUCUCUUGUUGGUCGCGAGCCCUGCACCCACACCAGCUCCGCCAGCACUGCAAGCGACCACCGUCAGCGUGGAACUGGUAGAGCACGCUGGGCUCGUGAGUGGUCCUGGUUGCAAGCAGAGUACCAUGUCCCGGAGGCAGAAAGAACAUUUGGCUGCUGCGAUCCAGUCACUGCUGAAGUAUACACCCCGGGGCAUGAUCUCAGGGCGCCAGCCUAGGAAGACGAUACUUCUCAUGGCGUCGAAGGGGCUGGGAGAGGGAUCUAACACGCUGGACUCGCCCCUAACUCCAUGGAUUCAUGCCAACUGGGGAAUUUCGGAAGCGUUGGGUUGGGAAUCGCUUAUCGAAAGCGUUGAUGUGGCGCUGCUAGAGACUGACUGUUUCUCGUUGAUGAAGCACCCCCAGGUAUGUCGUCUUCUCACACCCCCGCUGUCGAUUGAAAGUUAA